Messenger RNA from Rosa chinensis, 1471 nucleotides. Its product is annotated as VQ motif-containing protein 4. The transcript has a single exon. NCBI's taxonomy places the organism in Eukaryota, Viridiplantae, Streptophyta, Magnoliopsida, Rosales, Rosaceae. The coding region runs from base 451 to 1206 and encodes 251 amino acids. The record is from RefSeq and is a predicted model, not a curated record.
CCUAGGGUUGCACACUUCCCCAUGCAACCCUUAAAUUCCUAAAUCCACCAAUCACCUCCUACCUUUCAUAAAUCCCAAAAAAACAAACAGUUGGUGCAUCUCUGCUCUGCUCUCUCUCUCUCUCUCUCACCCAAUCACCUUCUUCUCCUUCUUCUCCUUCCUCUCCCUCUUAACCCCACCACCCAAAAACUCAAAAGAAAGUCCUCAAUUGAGUCCCCAAAACUUUGCUUGCUUCCUUCUUUUUAGUCUAAUGAGAAAAAAGUAGAGGAAACUAGCCACAAGCAAACAAAACAUGGAGCAAAGCAGCAAAUAAGAAGCAACACCAACCCCUUUUUCCUCUGCUCCUCAAACCCUUGUUUUUUCACUCCUCUCUCUUUUAUCUCUGAUCUGUUUGUUCCGGCAGGUCUGGUUUUCUCUGCUUCUGCUGGUGAAAAAGACCCACCCUUUUAAAUGGAGUACACAUCAAGGCCUCAGGAACAAACCCGAGAUCAUCAUCAUCAUCAUCAUCAGAAGCCGCCUGCUUCAUAUUCUCCUCUAAACUCCCCCACCAGCAAUGGCAGCAGCAACAACAACAACAACUCCGGAGUUCCAACUCCAACAACUCCAAAGCUGACUCCCAGAUCUGACUCCAACCCUUACGCCACUACCUUCGUCCAGGCCGACUCCUCCAACUUCAAGCACGUAGUCCAAAUGCUCACCGGCUCAUCGGAGACCACAACGAAGCAAACUAACAAGCACACACAGGAGUCAUCGUCGUCCCCACUGUCGUCCAAGAACUUCACCAUCCCUCCGGUGAAGACCGCGCCGAAGAAGCAGCAGGGCUUCAAGCUCUACGAGAGGAGGAGCCAGAACCUCAAGAACAGCCUGAUGAUCAAUACCCUGAUGCCCAAUUUUGCCCACCACCGGAGCCAAGCCUCUUCUGGGUUCUCGCCGCGUCACCCGGCCGAGAUCUUGUCGCCGAGUCUGCUCGACUUUCCGUCGCUGACGCUGAGCCCGGUAACCCCAUUGAACGACGACCAUUUUGACAAGUCGGCGUCGUCGCCGUUGGGGAACUCGUCGUCGGAGGAGGAUCGGGCUAUAGCCGAGAAGGGUUUUUACUUGCACCCGUCUCCGAGAACGAGCACCAGUACUCCCAGAGAGCCAGAGCCCCGGCUUUUGCCAUUGUUUCCUGUCACUUCGCCGAGAGUUUCAGGGUCGUCUUCUUGAUCCAAUCCAAGGAAAAAGAGAGAGAGAGAGGGAGAGAGAAGUGUAAACUAUGAGUGUUUGGGGUCAAUCAUAAGGAAAAGGGUAAUGGGUUAUGGAUGGUUUUCAAUCACAGGUACUGAUCUUUUGUUUAAUUGUACAAUUUGAUAUCUUCUUCCACAAAAAUGGUGAAAAAGAGCAGGCCUUUGUUGUUCUUCUUAUUCCCUUUUUCCUUUUUCUUCUCUAUAUUGCUCCCAAAGGAAAUUAGAAAAUCAAUUUUCCAGUUUCA